ACUACCUCUACCCAUCUACCGGCGGGUUCUCCGCUGAUCUUUGGCGUUUUCAUUAUGCGCAAAUUCAAGAGAGCUACAUGAUACAGAUGAAUGACUGAAUCCAGAUUUUCUCGGGUGAUAUUGAAAAGAUUACACACACAACAAAUUUUCUACAAUUUGUAAGACUUUUUGUAAGGAAAGAUCAUCAGCAACUCAAACUAAAUAAAUCAGCUGGAAAAUAUUCAUCAUCAACUAAGACACCACCGAGGACCUAAAAUAAGAAGACUUGUCGUAAAAUAUUUGCUGUAGCGCACCUCAAAGCAAGUGAAGAUGUCUGCCCAACUAUGACUGAAUCUUAUUAGAAAAAUAACGAGUAAUUGGACAACAGUUGUGUAAACAUGUUCUCAGCCUAGAAUCGUGUAGCAAGAACAUCAAUUAAUAAGAAUAGCUUUCAACCAAAAGUAGACUUACACUGAAGUUUCUAUACUUAACUUAGUGUGUGACAUUUGUGGAAAAGACUCCUCACUAUAUUGCAUCAUGUACGAACAAACAAAAAACCAAAUAGACUGUCAGCAACUUCAAGAUGAAGAAAAACAAUUCAUUUGUGAAACAUGUGGAGAGCCUUUCUCUCAAUUGAUCAGUUUUAAGAGACACAAGAUCCUCCACAAAACAAAGAAACAAUUUGUUUGUGAGCUUUGUGGUAAAUCUUUUAAAUUCAAAUGCCUUCUAACCACCCAUCAGCGUGUCCACACUGGAGAGAUGCCAUUUACUUGUGAUAUUUGUGGAAAAGCAUUUUCUGUGAAAGGUGGACUUAUUCAGCAUCAUAAAGUCCACACCGGAGAGAAGCCGUUCGCAUGUGACCUCUGUGGAAAAGCUUUUAAAUUCAAAAGCCUUCUAACUGUUCACCAACGUGUCCACACUGGAGAGAAACCAUUUGUUUGUGACCUUUGUGGAAAAGCAUUUUUAGUGAGAGGUGGACUUAUUCAGCAUCAUAAAGUCCACACCGGAGAGAAGCCGUUCGCAUGUGACCUUUGUGGGAAAGCAUUUUUAUUGAGAGGUGGACUUAUUCAGCAUCAUAAAGUCCACACCGGAGAGAAGCCGUUCGCAUGUGACCUCUGUGGAAAAGCUUUUAAAUUCAAAAGCCUUCUAACUGUUCACCAACGUGUCCACACUGGAGAGAAACCAUUUGUUUGUGACCUUUGUGGAAAAGCAUUUUUAGUGAGAGGUGGACUUAUUCAGCAUCAUAAAGUCCACACCGGAGAGAAGCCGUUCGCAUGUGACCUCUGUGGAAAAGCUUUUAAAUUCAAAAGCCUUCUAACUGUUCACCAACGUGUCCACACUGGAGAGAUGCCAUUUACUUGUGAUAUUUGUGGAAAAGCAUUUUCUGUGAAAGGUGGACUUAUUCAGCAUCAUAAAGUCCACACCGGAGAGAAGCCGUUCGCAUGUGACCUCUGUGGAAAAGCUUUUAAAUUCAAAAGCCUUCUAACUGUUCACCAACGUGUCCACACUGGAGAGAAACCAUUUGUUUGUGACCUUUGUGGAAAAGCAUUUUUAGUGAGAGGUGGACUUAUUCAGCAUCAUAAAGUCCACACCGGAGAGAAGCCGUUCGCAUGUGACCUUUGUGGGAAAGCAUUUUCACAAAAAUCAUACCUAACCACCCAUCAGCGUGUCCACACUGGAGAGAAGCCGUUCGCAUGUGACCUUUGUGGGAAAGCAUUUUUAGUGAGAGGUGGACUUAUUCAGCAUCAUAAAGUCCACACCGGAGAGAAGCCGUUCGCAUGUGACCUCUGUGGAAAAGCUUUUAAAUUCAAAAGCCUUCUAACUGUUCACCAACGUGUCCACACUGGAGAGAAACGAUUUGUUUGUGACCUUUGUGGAAAAGCAUUUUUAGUGAGAGGUGGACUUAUUCAGCAUCAUAAAGUCCACACUGGAGAGAAACCAUUUGUUUGUGACCUCUGUGGAAAAGCCUUUAAAUUCAAAAGCCUUCUAACUGUUCACCAUCGUGUCCACACUGGAGAGAAACCAUUUGUUUGUGACCUUUGUGGAAAAGCAUUUUUAGUGAGAGGUGGACUUAUUCAGCAUCAUAAAGUCCACACUGGAGAGAAGCCAUUCACAUGUGAGCUUUGUGGAAAAGCAUUUUCACAAAAAGGCCAACUGACAUUUCAUCACUGUGUCCACACUGCUGGAGAGAAACCAUUUAUUUGUGACCUCUGUAGAAAAGCAUUCUCGCUUGAAGGUCAACUUGUUCAGCAUUAUAAAGUCCACACUGCUGGAGAGAAGCCAUUUGAAUGUGACUUGUGUGAAAAAGCAUUUAAAUUCAAAAGCCUUCUGACCAUUCACCAUCGUAUCCACACUGGAGAGAAACCAUUCGUUUGUGAUUGUGGAAAAGCAUUUUCUGUGAAAGGGGGACUUGAUAGUCACCAUAAAGUCCACACUCGAACGAACCCAUUUGAAUGUAACAUUUGUGGAAAAGCUUUAAAAUGUAAAACACUUCUGACAAUUCAUCAUCGUACCCACACUGGCUUGUAAUUGGAGAGAAAUCAUUCUUUUUAAAGGCAGUGGACACUAUUGGUAAUUACUCAAAAUAAUUAUUAGCAUAAAACCUUAUUUGGUAA
Messenger RNA from Asterias rubens (European starfish), 2594 nucleotides. RefSeq names its product zinc finger protein OZF-like. The transcript is spliced from 2 exons. Gene Ontology annotation, cellular component: nucleus. Gene Ontology annotation, molecular function: RNA polymerase II cis-regulatory region sequence-specific DNA binding; DNA-binding transcription activator activity, RNA polymerase II-specific; DNA-binding transcription repressor activity, RNA polymerase II-specific. NCBI's taxonomy places the organism in Eukaryota, Metazoa, Echinodermata, Asteroidea, Forcipulatida, Asteriidae. Gene Ontology annotation, biological process: negative regulation of transcription by RNA polymerase II. The coding region runs from base 517 to 2508 and encodes 663 amino acids. The record is from RefSeq and is a predicted model, not a curated record.